AUGAACCACAAGAGCAAGAAGCGGAUCCGCGAGGCCAAGCGGAGUGCGCGCCCGGAGCUCAAGGACUCGCUGGACUGGACCCGGCACAACUACUACGAGAGCUUCUCGCUGAACCCGGCGGCCGUGGCGGAUAACGUGGAGCGGGCGGACGCCUUGCAGCUCUCGGUGGAAGACUUCGUGGAGCGAUACGAGAGGCCUUACAAGCCCGUGGUGCUGCUCAACGCCCAGGAGGGCUGGUCCGCGCAGGAGAAAUGGACACUGGAGCGCCUGAAGAGGAAGUACCGCAACCAGAAGUUCAAGUGCGGGGAGGACAACGACGGCUACUCGGUGAAGAUGAAGAUGAAGUACUACAUCGAGUACAUGGAGAGCACGCGGGACGACAGCCCCCUGUACAUCUUCGACAGCAGCUACGGCGAGCACCCCAAGAGGAGGAAGCUCCUGGAGGACUACCAGGUGCCCAAGUUCUUCACCGACGACCUGUUCCAGUACGCGGGGGAGAAGCGCAGGCCCCCUUACAGGUGGUUUGUGAUGGGGCCCCCGCGCUCCGGGACCGGAAUCCACAUCGACCCCCUGGGCACCAGCGCCUGGAACGCCUUGGUGCAGGGCCACAAGCGCUGGUGCCUGUUCCCCACCAGCACACCCCGGGAGCUCAUCAAGGUGACGCGCGACGAAGGGGGGAACCAGCAGGAUGAAGCCAUCACCUGGUUUAAGAUCAUCUAUCCCCGGACACAGCUCCCAACCUGGCCCCCCGAGUUCAGACCCCUAGAAAUCUUGCAGCAGCCGGGAGAGACUGUCUUUGUGCCAGGAGGCUGGUGGCAUGUUGUCCUCAAUCUUGACACCACCAUUGCCAUCACCCAGAAUUUUGCCAGCAGCACCAACUUCCCUGUUGUAUGGCACAAGACGGUAAGAGGGAGACCAAAGUUGUCCAGGAAAUGGUAUAGGAUCCUGAAGCAGGAGCACCCCGAGCUGGCCGUCCUGGCUGACUCCGUUGACCUUCAGGAAUCCACAGGGAUCGCCUCCGACAGCUCCAGCGACUCCUCCAGCUCCUCCAGCUCCAGCUCGUCCGACUCGGACUCGGAGUGUGAGACGGGGUCCGAAGGAGACGGGACGAUGCACCGCAGGAAGAAGCGGCGGACCUGCAGCAUGAUGGGGAACGGGGACACCACCUCCCAGGACGACUGCGUGAGCAAGGAGCGCAGCUCCUCCAGGUGA
This is a messenger RNA of Pipistrellus nathusii (Nathusius's pipistrelle), 1212 nucleotides long. The record is from the annotation of a GenBank genome assembly. Lineage: Eukaryota; Metazoa; Chordata; Mammalia; Chiroptera; Vespertilionidae.